Messenger RNA from Rhincodon typus (whale shark), 3022 nucleotides. RefSeq names its product YEATS domain-containing protein 2-like. Bases 32 to 1954 code for a protein of 640 amino acids. The transcript has 13 exons. Gene Ontology annotation, cellular component: NuA4 histone acetyltransferase complex. NCBI's taxonomy places the organism in Eukaryota, Metazoa, Chordata, Chondrichthyes, Orectolobiformes, Rhincodontidae. The record is from RefSeq and is a predicted model, not a curated record. Gene Ontology annotation, biological process: chromatin remodeling; regulation of transcription by RNA polymerase II. Gene Ontology annotation, molecular function: histone binding.
UCUCACAUGCUUGUUCUUUUGCCCGUCAGUUAUGGCAACGCUACAGCUUCCAGCCACCAACUUAGCCAACCUGGCUAACCUCCCCCCAGGGACCAAACUGUACCUAACAACCAACAGCAAGAACCCCUCUGGCAAAGGAAAGCUGCUGUUAAUACCUCAGGGGGCCAUCCUGCGUGCUGCUCAACCAGCAGCAGCGCAGCAAGUGCAGGGAGCAACAACAGGCACGACUGGUAGCAUACAGGGCACCGUGGUUAGUGGAUUACCCCAGCAGCUGGGCUACACAUCGUAUAUCCUUAAGCAAACGCCACAGGGCACAUUUCUGGUUGGCCAGCCGGUCACUCAGGCCUCUGUGAAGCAUGGACCUGGUAGCUCAGUGGCGUCUGGCAUGGCAGUGCAGGGGCCGUCUUCUACAAGCACCCAACAGCAGGCAAUCAGAGUCUCUGCUACACAAAAAGCAGUGUUUGCACAGGUUGUCCCCAGUGCUCAGGUGUCUUCUCUGCACUCAGCUGCUGUUUCCUCGCUCGUCCAAUCUCCCUCACCUGACGGAGCAGCAAGGCCACUAUCCGUAGCGUCUCCUCUCUCACAGCCUGGCACCACCACCCUGCGAGUAGCUGGAGGAGUCAUUACAACAGCCAGCCUCUCAACACCAGUAUCAGGAACAACACCAGCAACCGUAGGAACUAUGGCUGUGCAGUCAGAAGUAAAGGGCUCCAGCCCUCCUGUGAAUCCAGCUGUGUCCACAGCGAAAGCCUCAGGCCAGCAGCCCUCCGUCCCAGUAUCCCAGGCAGAACCCAGCACCAGCCAGUCACCUUGUGUUGUUUCUGUUGGCUCACAGGUGGCCCAUGUGGUGGUUUCGCAGCCCAGUGCUGGAGGAUCCAGCAAAGCCAGCAGUUCAGCUGGUUCUGGUGUGGCCUCCUUUGCAUCCAGUUCCAUUGCUGCAGCAAACACAUUGAGUGGACAAGUCACACCAACAGUAUCAGUGAAGGCUGAGCCUGGCUCUGUAGGUGCUUGCUUUAGUCCCUCAGUACCCACAGCAAGCACUGUGAAAGUGGAGCAAGGAGGAUCGGAUGGGCCAUUUGAAAUUAUUGACCUCGAAUAUAUUGAGAAUAUACAGCAGCUACUGACUGCCAUCCUGAAGAAAGUGCCUCUGAUUGCUCCCAAGAAAAACGAGGACUCCAACCCAUUCUGUGCUACCUCCCUGGAGCAGUAUUACAGCUGGAAUAUUGGGAAGCGGAGAGCUGCAGAGUGGCAGCGUGCAGUAGCCGUAAGAAAGAUUCUGCAGGAGGUGAUGGAGAAAUGCUCACGGUUCAGUAGCACAGACGUCAUGAAGACUAAGCAAAUCAUGUACUGGUGUCGCCAGCGCGGGUACACCCCCCCUGACCCAGAGACUGCCAUCACCGAGGAGGAUUCGAUGGAAGAUAUACUAACUCGAAUCGACAACGAGCCAGAAUGCCCUUCCACAUACACCAUGGCCAGUGAGCUCUGUCAAAGGCUCAUGGAGGUGGAGGCUAUUUUGAAAACGGAAUCUGAGAGCGAUGAAGAGGUUGACAUAAUUGGCACAGCCGAGUCUUCUAAAGUGAAAAUCAAGAAGGAACUGGAGGAGGAGGAGGAUGAAGAGGUCAAAUUCUACAUGGGGCUGAUGCCAGCCAUGGAGUAUGCCAGAGACACAGCCCAGCAGAUUGGUGUCACGAUUGAACCUGUUGAGGUGGAGAGCCGUGUCUAUGCCCCAGUGAUCGAAGGGAUGAUCGUAAAGGCUGCUGAACUGUUUGUAAGUGACAUCCUUCGAGAGUCUUUGAAAGUCGCAUACCAGAACACUCCCCAUAACAGAGCACCCAAAGAACUGAAUGUAAUCAACGUCCACCAAGCCAUCUGUAACAUCUCCGUCUGCGACUUCCUCACCAACAAGUACAUGGGCAUGCUGGCUACAGAACAGACCCCACAGCAGGGAUUAUGAAGGGCUUCACACUCUUUCCGUUCCAUUGAAGACAGGGACUUGGCAAUGUCCAAAGCCACUGUUACACUGACAUAUCACUGCAGCCGUUGUGCCCAUGAUGGUGAGGGUGACACUGCGCCAAUGCAUGUUGUCAGUACUCAUCGUGGAGCCACAGAAGCUUCCGGAAGUAGUGCUCCCAGUUGGAGCUGGCUGUUGUCAGAGGUUGGGUAGGAGCUAUAGCAGGAAUAUGUUUAUGUUCAUUCAAGAGCUGGAAAAAGACAAAAUACUGGCAACGUACAUUUUUAUGUCUUUGGAUUGGUGUGUCUAGGACAAAACUGGAUUAAUGAUGUUCACACACUGUGAUGGAGGGCUUAAAUCAAUGUCAUCUCCCUUCAGUCUAAACAGCUCACACCUCUGGUCCAAAUGAUGUCAUUCAAUGACUAAAUCAGCUUGUAAUUGUAAUUGUUAUUAAAUAUUGUUUUUAAAGAAAAAGGUACCUCACAGUUUUGAAAUUCCACAGCAUGCUACAUGCCCUUUACAGACAGAAAUUAAAUUGCCCAUCAGUAGGAACAGGGUUUUACGGUUUCAUCUGUACAAUCUCCCAUCUACCAGCUCGCCUUUAGUAAGGGCAGUAAUAGAAGGACCUAGCACUCCCUGACAGGUCUGCUUGCUGCCGUCACGCAGCCAGCUUUACAGCACCAACAACAGCUAAAAGCACACCAUCAUCACCAUCUCGUCCCACUAUCCUGGCUUUUGGGGAGGGGCGGCCUUCAAAGCCAUCAUCAUCUCUAUAGCUUAUUGACGAAUGGCAAUUUGGCUCCCCUUCUGACCUCACUCACCAGCGGCCAUUGUAUUUGUUUCUUGUGCUGUUGGUUUAACUUGGUCAGAGAGUUGCGUUGUGCAGCACAGCCAAUUAGCUUGAAUAGCAAGAUAGGUUCUUAUGUCCAUGAGCUAGAUGGUUAACCUGUUGCUGGAUAAGAUUAUAACCUGGCUGGAACAGUAAUGUGUUCCACCCUCUUUCCCCUUGUUCCUGAAGGUCAUUAAUAAGUUAAAAAUCCAAUUGAAUAAAAUCAAUUUGAAUUGAAAAAA